AUGGACACCUUACCUUCCCGAACGGCCGAUGAGGCUAUCCGUGCCUCCGCAAAGCGUACCGCCGAUCUUUUCGGAACAGAAUAUUUGAUGGUCACACCGACGACUUCGACGGACGGCUCAAUCGGCGUGUCUUACCGACGGAAAGCAGAGUAUCAAGAUGUCAUCGAGUUGCCCCCCGCCUUGGCAGAGAAGCAAGCCAAAGCUGCCGCGGGACGUACGAAGCGCCCUAAGAUUCAGCCCGCACAGGCUCAGGGAUCCGGAGAUGGCAGUGGUGCUUCAAUGGCCCUUGUCAGGCGACCUGGUGGCGCUGGCGCUGGCGCCGCGGCCACGGAGGACCAACCCAAGAGCUUGAUCCAGAGACCUUCUGCCACAAAACAACAACGACCGGACUGGCACGCGCCAUGGAAGCUAAUGCGUGUCAUUUCUGGACAUCUGGGAUGGGUGCGAGCUCUGGCGGUGGAGCCUAACAACGAGUGGUUUGCCAGCGGUGCUGGCGACCGCACCAUUAAGAUUUGGAAUCUGGCGACGGGUGCUUUGCGAUUGACAUUGACUGGCCACAUUUCCACCGUGCGUGGCCUCGCAGUGUCUCCUCGGCAUCCCUACCUCUUUUCUUGCGGUGAAGACAAGAUGGUCAAGUGUUGGGACUUGGAAACAAACAAGGUCAUUCGCCACUACCAUGGUCAUCUCAGUGGUGUGUACACCUUGGCUUUGCAUCCUCGUCUUGACCUCUUGGUGACUGGCGGUCGUGAUGGUGUCUGCCGAGUGUGGGACAUGCGCACCCGAAGCAAUGUCCACGUCCUUUCCGGUCACAAGGGCACUGUGGCCGACAUUCAGUGUCAAGAGGCCGAUCCCCAGGUCAUUUCCGGCUCACUGGAUGCCACAGUCCGUCUAUGGGAUCUGGCUGCAGGAAAAUCCAUGGGCGUCUUGACGCAUCACAAGAAGGGAGUUCGAGCGCUUGCUACCCAUCCUACCGAGUUUACCUUCGCCAGUGCGAGCACCGGCAGCAUCAAGCAGUGGAAGUGCCCAGAAGGUGCUUUUAUGCAGAACUUUGAGGGCCAAAACGCCAUCAUCAACACCCUCUCAGUCAACGAUGAGAAUGUCAUGUUCUCUGGUGGUGACAACGGCUCCAUGUCAUUCUGGGACUGGAAGACCGGAUACCAGUUCCAAUCCAUUGAUACGAUGGCACAACCAGGCUCACUCGAGGCUGAAGCUGGAAUCAUGGCCUCCACAUUUGACAAGACUGGUCUCCGUCUCAUCACAGGAGAGGCUGAUAAGACCAUUAAGAUCUGGAAGGAGGAUGAGAAUGCUACCCCGGAGACUCAUCCAGUGACAUGGGCGCCAACGCUUGGCAGACAACGCUACUAG
Messenger RNA from Penicillium oxalicum, 1365 nucleotides. RefSeq names its product WD40 repeat domain-containing protein. Gene Ontology annotation, molecular function: protein binding. The transcript has a single exon. NCBI's taxonomy places the organism in Eukaryota, Fungi, Ascomycota, Eurotiomycetes, Eurotiales, Aspergillaceae. Gene Ontology annotation, biological process: mRNA splicing, via spliceosome. The coding region runs from base 1 to 1365 and encodes 454 amino acids. The record is from RefSeq and is a predicted model, not a curated record. Gene Ontology annotation, cellular component: precatalytic spliceosome; Prp19 complex; catalytic step 2 spliceosome.